AUGGUGUAUAUAGUUGAGAACAUUGAUGAUGAUGAUGAUGAUGAUAAGACAGAAACAUGUGUUUUUCCCUUCACCUACAAGGGGUCUAUUUACUUCACUUGCACAAAAACCAAUAGCCUCUCCCAUUGGUGUGCAACCAGAGCAGUGUAUGACGGCAGAUGGAAGUACUGUACUACGGAAGAUUACCCACGAUGCGUCUUCCCCUUCCUCUACCGAGGAAAGUCCUAUAACAGCUGUAUCACAGAAGGCAGCUUGCUUGGAAGGCUGUGGUGCUCCGUCACCUCCAGCUUUGAUGAGAAGCAGCAGUGGAAGUUCUGCGAAACAAAUGAAUAUGGAGGAAAUUCUUUCAGCAAACCUUGCAUCUUCCCCUCCACCUACAGAAAUAAUGUGAUCUUUGAAUGCCUUGAGGAUGAAAGCAACAAGCUCUGGUGUCCAACCACGGAGAACAUGGACAAGGACGGAAAGUGGAGUCUUUGCGCCGACACUAGAAUAUCCUCAUUGGUUCCUGGCUUUCCCUGCCACUUCCCAUUCAACUAUAAAAACAAGAAUUAUUAUAACUGCACUAGCAAAGGAUCAAAAGAGAACCUCAUGUGGUGUGCGACUUCCUACAACUAUGACCAGGACCACACCUGGGUGUACUGCUGA
Messenger RNA from Otolemur garnettii (small-eared galago), 645 nucleotides. RefSeq names its product epididymal sperm binding protein 1 (gene ELSPBP1). Gene Ontology annotation, cellular component: cell surface. The transcript is spliced from 5 exons. The coding region runs from base 1 to 645 and encodes 214 amino acids. Gene Ontology annotation, molecular function: heparin binding. The record is from RefSeq and is a predicted model, not a curated record. NCBI's taxonomy places the organism in Eukaryota, Metazoa, Chordata, Mammalia, Primates, Galagidae.